Messenger RNA from Nicotiana attenuata, 3127 nucleotides. Its product is annotated as stachyose synthase. The record is from RefSeq and is a predicted model, not a curated record. The coding region runs from base 390 to 3005 and encodes 871 amino acids. The transcript is spliced from 4 exons. Lineage: Eukaryota; Viridiplantae; Streptophyta; Magnoliopsida; Solanales; Solanaceae.
UUGAAGUAAAUAAGGACACAUUAAUUGCGGAGCAAUUCCAGGUAAGGUCCCAUUGCUCAACACACAUGAACUUCCCUCUAUAUAUAUCUUCGCUCUCUGCUUCCUAUGCAUUCAACUCUCAACUCUUGAUAUACAUUCAUUCACCUUCUUUCUUUUCUUUAGACACAAACAACUCUGAGCUACUCUUUAGCUUCUUACACUUUUUUUUUUUUUUUUUAACAGAAACCAUAGAAGAAUUUGUCCCUUAAUUCUGAUUCCUUUGCUGUACGUGCGUUAUAGUUUGUUCUCUCUUCUUCAUUCUAAAAGCUAGCAAUAGAAAAAGCUUCUUUUUUGAACCAACUGGCGCAACUUCUCUUCUCAUUUCUGCCCUCUGUUUUAUUUCCCCUGUCAUGGCACCCCCAAAUGAUCCAAUUCAUUCAAUUUUCAACGUCCUCAUGAAAACCCAUAGCUAUUUUGAAUUAUCUGAUGGCAAACUCUUGGCCAAAAACGUUCCAUUACUCUUUGAAGUUCCCAACAACGUCAGUUUUUCUACCUUCUCUUCAGUUUGCCGAACAUCCGAUGCUCCACUUCCCCUGUUCCAUCGUGCGCAUUCAACAUCUUUCAAUGGCGGUUUCUUAGGAUUCAGAAAAGAGGAGCCAUCUCACCGUUUGAUGAAUUCAUUGGGAAAAUUCAGUGACAGAAAUUUCCUCAGCAUUUUCAGGUUCAAGACCUGGUGGUCAACACAGUGGGUGGGAAAUUCUGGUUCAGAUUUACAAAUGGAAACCCAAUGGCUCCUAUUAGAUGUCCCUGAGAUUAAAUCCUACGUCAUUAUUAUACCAAUAAUUGAAGGGAAAUUCAGGUCUGCACUUCACCCUGGCACAAACGGUCAUGUCCAUAUUUGUGCUGAAAGUGGUUCUAGCCAAGUAAAAGAAUCAUCCUUUGGCGCGAUCGCGUAUAUUCAUGUAUCUGAUAAUCCUUACAACUUGAUGAAAGAGGCUUAUACUGCACUUAGAGUUUAUUUAAAUACAUUUAAGCUCUUAGAAGAGAAAUCACUCCCACCAAUUGUUAAUAAAUUUGGUUGGUGCACUUGGGAUGCUUUUUAUUUAACUGUAGAACCAGCAGGGGUUUGGCAUGGAGUGAAUGAAUUUUCCCAAGCUGGAAUUUCUCCUAGCUUUCUUAUUAUUGAUGAUGGUUGGCAAAGUAUCAAUUUUGAUGAUCAAGAUUCACAGGAAGAUGCAAAAAAUUUGGUUCUUGGUGGGACCCAAAUGACUGCUAGGCUCCACAGGUUAGAUGAAGGUGAAAAAUUCAGAAAGUACAAGGCUGGAUCUUUGUUGGGGCCUAAUCCUCCACUUUUUGACCACAAGAAACCAAAGAUGUUAAUUUGUAAGGCAAUUGAGAUUGAGCAUGCUGAGAAGGCACGUGACAAGGUGGCUGUUACUGACAUGUCAGAGUUGGAUACAAUGAUUGAGAAAAUGAAGAAAGAACUGUAUGACAUGUUUGGUGGGGACCAGUUAUUAAUUGUACGCGAGCAAGAUGGUGAUGAAUUGCGAUUUAACAACCAAGGCUUUAGUAAGCCAGAGGACACAGGGAUGAAAGCGUUUACUAAGGAUUUGAGAACACAUUUCAAAGGCCUAGAUGAUAUUUACGUGUGGCACGCGUUGUGUGGUGCUUGGGGUGGUGUAAGGCCUGGAACUGCCCACCUUAAUUCCAAGAUAAUCCCUUGUAAACUUUCUCCGGGGCUUGAAGGGACGAUGGAUGACCUUGCAGUGGUCAAAAUAGUGGAAGAUGGCAUUGGACUUGUUCAUCCUGAUCAAGCUGAUGAUUUUUAUGAUUCAAUGCAUUCUUACCUUUCUAAUGUGGGAAUUACAGGCGUUAAAGUCGAUGUUAUUCAUACACUUGAAUAUAUCAGUGAGGAGUAUGGUGGUCGAGUUGAGCUCGCAAAGAAAUAUUACAAUGGGCUGUCAAAAUCCCUAGCAAAGAAUUUCAAAGGUACAGGACUCGUAUCCAGCAUGCAACAAUGUAAUGACUUUUUCUUCCUAGGAACAAAGCAAAUCUCAAUGGGAAGAGUUGGGGAUGAUUUUUGGUUCCAAGAUCCAAAUGGUGAUCCCAAUGGAGUAUACUGGUUACAGGGGGUACAUAUGAUUCAUUGUGCUUAUAACAGCAUGUGGAUGGGUCAGAUAAUACAACCAGAUUGGGACAUGUUUCAAUCUGAUCAUGUUUGUGCCAAAUUCCAUGCUGGAUCCAGGGCUAUAUGUGGGGGACCUGUUUAUGUGAGUGAUUCCUUAGGUGGCCAUGAUUUUGAUCUUUUAAAGAAGCUAGUUUUCCCUGAUGGUACAAUUCCAAAGUGCCAAUAUUUUGCACUUCCAACUAGAGACUGCAUCUUCAAGAAUCCACUAUUUGAUGGCAAAACCAUACUCAAGAUUUGGAACUUCAACAAGUGUGGAGGUGUCAUUGGUGCAUUCAAUUGCCAAGGAGCAGGGUGGGAUCCAAAGGAGAGAAGAAUCAAGGGAUACUCGCGGUGCUACAAGCCAAUGACAGGGUCAGUCCAUGUGAAUGACAUUGAAUGGGACCAACUGAAAGAAGCAUCUGAAAUGGGCAAAGCAGAGGAAUAUGCUGUGUAUCUUAACCAAGCUGAGAAAUUAUUCUUGACAAAGCCAUUCUCAGACACAAUUCCAAUGGCCAUAAAACCAUCUUCUUUUGAAAUAUUUAGUUUUGUACCUAUCAAACAACUCAGUUCCAUUGCUAAAUUUGCUCCAAUUGGACUCACCAAUAUGUUCAACAGUGGAGGAACAAUACAAGGAUUGCAAUACGAGGAGGCUACUUGUAUUGGUGCUAAUGCAAGUGCAAAAGUUGAAGUUAAAGGUGGUGGGAAUUUCUUGGCUUACUCAAGUGUAUCACCUAUCAAGUGUUACUUGAAUGGUGCUGAAAUUGAGUUUGAAUGGUCUUCUGAAGAUGGAAAAUUGACCCUCAAUCUAUCUUGGAUUGAAGAGGCCAAUGGCAUUUCUAAUGUAACUUUUCAUUUUUAGUGCAUUAACCUUGGCAAGAUGCUGCUCAAGUUUGAGAAUUAUUAUAAUACUAAUAGCUAAGUAAUUGUAAUGCUAUUAAAGUAUGUUUUAUGUGAAGUUUUCACAUUUUUUCUUCUUUUUAA